AUGACUCGUCGCCAGUCUCUUUGUCUUGGGGGAGAUCGAUAUCUGUGCAAAUCCACCGUCUUUCGGUUUUCCCUCAUCCUUGAAGGAAGAAUUGGUUCUUUGGGGGAGAGGGGAGUUGCAGGAGAAGAAUUGCUUUUUCGCUGCCAAUCUCUAGAAAUAUUGGCAUCUGAGAAGGCUUCAAGCUUCGUGCAGUCAACUGCCUCAGGAUUAAAAACUAUACUGGUUAAAUCUCUCUCUCUCUCUCUCUCUCUCUCUCUCUCUUUCUCUCUCUCUCUCUUUCUUCUGUUUCCGGUACGCGUCAACCAACAUCAGAUCCCGAAGAGAUUCAAGGAGGAAGAAGCAAACAUUAAGAACGACUACAACGACAUCCUCCUUUAUUCUGUUCAUUAUCUAUCUAUCUAUCUAUCUAUCUCAGUUUAUUCAUUUUCUAUCUAUCACAGCCUGUUCAUUUUCUAUCUAUCUAUCUAUCUAUCUAUUUCAGUUUAUUCAUUUUCUAUCUAUCUAUCUAUCUAUCUAUCUAUCUAUCUAUCUAUCUGA
This is a messenger RNA of Acanthosepion pharaonis, 537 nucleotides long. The record is from the annotation of a GenBank genome assembly. NCBI's taxonomy places the organism in Eukaryota, Metazoa, Mollusca, Cephalopoda, Sepiida, Sepiidae.